UGGGUUCUUUUCUCCUCACUCUCUGCAACUCUUGCAUUUCAUUCUCUGUAAUUUUGCGUCUUCUAUGAAAGCUGUGUAAGCUGAAGAGAAGAAUAGAUGGGGAAGUACAUGAGGAAAGCGAAAAUCACAGGUGAAGUUGCAGUCAUGGAAGUCGCGCAGUCGUCUCUUGGGGUUCGGACCAGAGCCAAAACCCUAGCCUUACAGAGACUGGAGAAGUCGACGAUGGCAUCGACGGUGAGCUCUGGGGCUUCUUAUUUACAACUCCGAAGUCGAAGGCUUGAGAAACCUCCUCUACUUGCGGCGAGUAACCAUGAGUCGAAGAAACAACAAAACCCAUCUCCAUCCCCGACAGCAAAAGUGACCGCCAAAUCAAACCCAAACCCUAACCCUAACUCUCGAACAAGUCCCAGGUUGGUGGUGGAUUCUGAGUAUUCUUGUUCUGUUGCUUCGGUGAGUUGCUCCAAGAAUGAAGAGGAGUUUUCGAUGAAGGAGGGAACUCCUGUCGCAGUCGAAGAAGUGUCUCCAGAGAGCAAGAACGAUGUGGGUAUAGAGGCUUCAUUUGGAGAGAAUGUUUUAGAGACCGAGGGAAGAGAAAGGAGCACAAGGGAAACCACACCUUGCAGUUUGAUAAGGAAUUCAGACACCAUAGGAACUCCUGGUUCUACAACCAGGCCUACCACCUCAACUGCAACAAAUCGAAGAGUACAGAAUGCAAUUAGGAGAAACUUCCCAACAUCACAUGAGAUGGAGGAGUUCUUCGCAGGUGCAGAGCAACAGCAACAGAGACGAUUCACUGACAAAUACAAUUUCGAUCCAGUGAAUGAUAGGCCUCUUCCUGGACGAUAUGAAUGGGUGCUAGUGGAACCAUAAGUUGGGGUUGGUGUUCCAUCAGGAUUUCGUUUCCUGCAGCUUCUCGAUCAAUCUCUUGCAGAGGAUUUUCGAAGCAGUAGGGGAUGGGGUUGAUCAUUGAUGGUCUUAAUGGCUGCGGUCCCGUUUUCUGUCUACCAUCAUUUCUUGCUUUGUAAAAAAAGGAAGAGCAGUCAAAUCUUCUGUGUAGCCUAAUGAUCUGUAACAUAACAGAGCCGAUGAGUUCCUUAACAAAAUAUAAAUCCAAAGUCCUUUUGUUUAA
This is a messenger RNA of Telopea speciosissima, 1129 nucleotides long. Its product is annotated as cyclin-dependent kinase inhibitor 5-like. Bases 97 to 870 code for a protein of 257 amino acids. Gene Ontology annotation, cellular component: nucleus. Gene Ontology annotation, biological process: negative regulation of cyclin-dependent protein serine/threonine kinase activity. The record is from RefSeq and is a predicted model, not a curated record. Gene Ontology annotation, molecular function: cyclin-dependent protein serine/threonine kinase inhibitor activity. The transcript is spliced from 3 exons. NCBI's taxonomy places the organism in Eukaryota, Viridiplantae, Streptophyta, Magnoliopsida, Proteales, Proteaceae.